AUGGAGGAAAUCAACAUUGCCGUAAUUGGCUCCAAUGGCGUGGGCAAGUCCCAUUUCAUUCAGAGGGCAAUGUCCCUGCCGCGUGUUCCAGGACCACAUCCUACCACGGCUCGAAUUCAGAUCGACAACAUGUCGUUCGCCGUCCUGCUAUUCGAGCUGGACCUCGAAUACUUCGAUGUUGACCCGGAGAGGCAGAUCAAAUGGCCAAAGCAGAUUGGUGGUUCCAUCAUGCCUCGUGUUGACGGGGUGCUCCUUCUUUUUGAUGUCACCAGCAGCGACAGCAUUGCUGAACUACCUCAAACCUCAAGUGCUCUCGUGAAUUCAUCUCUGCCAACAGUUCUCGUUGCCACUAAGUGUGACAGCCCUGAAGACGAGAGGCAAAUGGAGAUCGAAUCCGUUGCAGCUGCAUGCCCAAGCUGCCUUGCGACUUUUGGGACAUCAGCUCACAAGCCGGAGAGUGCGAGACUCGCACUUUCUACUCUAAUUCGAGCUCUCUCCGCCGGGCGCCAGGAUCCUGACAAUACGGAUUUACCUGGAGGGCAGCGCCGCCGAGCUGCUUCUGCGGCUCAUCUCGAUACACCCGUUGAAGCUGUUAACAAUCGUCCAUUAAGUCAGCACAGCAGACACAGUCGUGCGAGCUCAGACAUGUCACUGUUAAAGGGCAUUCCGCUGCCGUCAGGCAUGGAGUAUCGCAGCCUUUCAAAAUCACCUCGUGUCGAAUAUCUGGCUUCACAGUCCUCAAACCAGUCAACAGAGAGCGUGGACGAGGUUCCCGUGCCGUCAGUCUCUCACAUGCUGCGCUCGCCUGGCGUGAGGCUAGACAGCACCCGACAUGUAAACUCCUUCUUGGAUGUCGAGGAUUCUGAUGCGGAUUCACUACGAUACUCUGACGAUAUUCCGAUACUGCAACGUAAUGACGAGAUGGUUUUCAACCAGCCAGCAAAGAAGACUGGCGUGACCUUCGAUGAGCUUGUCGAUAGACUGAUUGCGCCGAAAUUCUCAAGGGCAGACAGCAACUUCAUGGAUGUCUUUCAUUGUCUGUAUCGCAAAUUCUCGACUCCGAACAUGCUGUUCUCGGCUAUUCUGUCUCGUUUGGACCGAGCCAAAGAUGACAAGUCCGUUCACUACCUGACCAAGGUUUCAAACCAAUUGAGAAUCAUUGAAGUCGUGGCGAAGUGGGUCUCGGCAUAUCCUGGGGACUUUGCGCGUCCGAGAAUGAGGAGAAGUCUAGAGGAUUUUAUCCGGCAUCUCUCAACAGAACCUAUAUUUGCAGCGGCAGCACAGCAGAUGAGACGAACCCUGAGCCAAAGCGUGCUCGAGGACGAUGAGACCGGCUGGAUGCCGUCCAACGACGGAGAUGAGGCAUACAUCAGUCCGGAGGCUUCUCACAACCUGUCUGUUGUGGACGGCAUGGGUGCGCUGGCUGUGGACGAUGGUGCAGAGCGCCGGCCGUCUGCAAGCUCGUCGCUCUACACGGAUGCCGAUGCUGCUGGCAAGAAUCAACAUUUCCAGUUCCACACUCCUGAGGACUACGAAAGGGAGGCUGCGACAAUGGAGCCAACGUAUCACGUGCCACUCACAAAGCUGCGUUACCAUAUGCUCAUGGAGACAUCCGACGACGAUAUCGCCGACGAACUGACGAAGAUCGACUGGGUAAUGUUCUCGUCUAUUCGCAUACGGGACCUUGUCCGGCAUGUGAGCCUUUCCACAGAACAAAAGGGAAAGUGCAAGAGUGCCCGAAACGUCAACCGCAUGAUCGCGCAUUUCAACCACAUUGCGCAGUGGGUUUCUAACCUUAUUCUCAUGAGGGACAAGGCGAAGCAUCGUGCACAGAUGCUUGAGAAGUUCAUGAACAUCGCGCUCAAGCUACGGCAGCUCAACAACUACAACAGCCUGGCGGCCGUCAUUGCUGGUAUCAAUGGCGCGGCAGUACACCGGCUGGUGCAGACAAGGCAGCUGGUCUCCGAAGCAGUGCAGAAGCGAUUUGCGAGACUCGUUCUACUCAUGGGUACGCAGAAGAGUCAUUUUGCAUACCGGUUAGCGUGGGAAAACUCACCACUACCAAGAAUUCCAUUCAUGCCGCUACAUAGACGGGAUCUGGUUUCGGCCGAGGAAGGUGGCAUGACCUUCGUUGGCCCACAAGGUGACCGGAUCAACUGGAAGAAGUUCGAGGUUUUGGGCGAAGUGCUGCUACCUAUCAUGAAGAGCCAGGGUUUCCCAUACCCUAAUCUGACCAAGCAUGAUACCGCAAGGGAGCUCAUCCUGGACUGUCUAAUGCCGACAGAUGAGGAGGAAAUAUACCAGCGUAGUAUGCAGGUUGAAAGCUCUGCAGGUGCCGCGCUCGAUUCAUCGAAGAAGAAGUUUCCUUGGUUCGCCAAAUAA
Messenger RNA from Microdochium trichocladiopsis, 2382 nucleotides. RefSeq names its product ras guanine nucleotide exchange factor domain-containing protein. Gene Ontology annotation, molecular function: guanyl-nucleotide exchange factor activity; GTP binding; GTPase activity. The transcript is spliced from 4 exons. Bases 1 to 2382 code for a protein of 793 amino acids. Gene Ontology annotation, cellular component: plasma membrane. Gene Ontology annotation, biological process: Ras protein signal transduction; positive regulation of GTPase activity. NCBI's taxonomy places the organism in Eukaryota, Fungi, Ascomycota, Sordariomycetes, Xylariales, Microdochiaceae. The record is from RefSeq and is a predicted model, not a curated record.